UUACUUUUAGCCUGAGCAACAAGACACUGGAGGACAACACUGCAACAUUACAGCCUUAAACUUGCUUCAACCAGUGGCUGGUAACUGAGUCAUCCCCAUGGCUCUCAAAACUGGGUUCUUAUUGUUCCUAUUGGGCCUUGCUUUGUUUGUUUGCGGUGGAACGGCUUUCUGCAAUGUCACCUGCUGGACUAACUACAAAAACAUGGUGAACUGCUCCUGCUCUGCUUCUUUACCUGUCCUUAUUGAAGUCAGCUGCAGUGAUGGUUUUGAAUCUGAGGCCAGCAGCAGCUGUGAAGUUAGACCGCCUCAGUCCUGGUGCGCCAUGUAUCCUGAAGAUUUUGAUGAGGUUACCUAUGUUGGAACGACAUGUAACACAACCGCCACCCUACAAGAUGGUGGCAUUUCAAUGAACAGCACCGAGUCAUCUAUCUGGGAACUGAGUCAUGUUGUAAAAGCAGAGCCUCCUAUUGAUGUCCACGUGACUAACAGUGAUGGAUUCUACAACAUCACCUGGGACCAUGCCAACAUAAAAGCCCGCCUCACAUACAGAGUUCGUGUUAGAGAGAGUGAAGACACGUCAAAGGUUCUGGCUCUUUCAGAUUCAGUGAAAGGAAAGUACAUUCUCAUAGAGCACGGGAAGCUGCAGCCAGCUGUCAACUACACUGUAGAUGUUGGGGCCAAAAUAGGCACUGAGAAUCAUUACUGGGGUCCAUGGAGCGAGUGGAGCUCCUCUGCUGAAUGGAGGACUGCAGGGUGUCAAACAGGGAUUGAAGAAAUGAAUAGAAACUGGCUGUAUGCCCUCCUGUCCAUCAUUCUUGUCCUUGGAGCCGUGGUAUAUUCACAGAAAACAUAUCUGCAGAAGAAAUUCCACCUGAUAACAUAUGUCCCCACACCAGACGAGUUUUUCAGUCCUCUUUAUCACAACUAUGGAGGGAACUUUAAGGAAUGGGUGAAACCUGUCUUCAGUGAGUGUGAUUACAUAAAAAUCAACGCUCAUGCUCAGGAGAAAAGUGAGAAGCAGCCUGAUGUCCUUCAGUGGAAGAACGAGAAACAAGGCAACAAUGAGGACAGUGAGGCAACUCAAGCUGCAGUCUCCCUCCACAUGCUGCUGCCUCACAGCAAGUCACUGCCGUCCCAGGACAGUGGCAUCUCAGAGGGACCCGAUGACUCCAGUGGACACAUCUCCAUCCACACUGUAAUGCUGUCCGGAGAGGACGAGUUUGAGGAGGAAGUUGGGCGCUCUGUCGGCAUGCUCAGAGGAUACCAAGAUGGAGGAAGCUUUGGUUCAUUUGGAGACAACAACGGAGAACACGCCGGCUACAAUUUUGGAGAAGCACAGCCGUUAAGGCUGGAUAGGAUAAGUGGGAUGUUACCACAGCAUGAAAUCCAAAUAUUCAAUGAGGUAUCAGAAAGAAAUGACAACUUUGAUCAGCAUAAUGACAUUAAUGAACCAGAGAGGGUAUCACUUAACUCAUUUGGUUCACAUGGGCUAUCAGAGGAUGGCUACCCUCACGUUGAUCUGGACACUAUUGACAGUGGGUUUGGAGAGUGCAGCAGCCCUGGGGCCUCAGACUCAAACAUGAGGGAGCAGAUGGAUUUAUUUCAGGAGCACAAAAGCUCAAAUUCGAACUAUGUGAAACAGUGGAUGAUUUGCAGUACAAUUCAGGAAGAUUCAAGCAAUCCAGAAAUUGAACCUAAUGAAACACAGUGAAUAAUGUGGCUGAUGAACUGAAGAAAUCAGAAGUGAUUUGGGAUGAAUAUUUAAAAACAGACAUUAUUUUUAACAUUCUAAAUGUUUGAAAGAAAGUUGGAUGUAUCUGUCAUUCCUUUUCCUGUAAAUAAUGUAAUAUUUCAAGAAUGCUUAGGUUUACACUUUUCUUUAUAUUUAUGUUUAUAGUAAGAUUUGUUUUCUUUGUUCAGAUUGGACUAUGCACACCAAAUCAUGUUUUAAUGCUGUCACUGUGUUCUUACUACACCAGAGGCAAGCAAGCUUCAAUGACAAAAUAAACUUGAUUACAUUGAUUCCUUUUAUACUGUCAUUACAGCAUACAGGCAAUGCAGCGUGAAGCUGCACAUUUUUCUCCCAUUAUUCCUCAAGAUGGUUGAGGAAGAAGGAAAGAGGGAGAUG
Molecule: messenger RNA, 2128 nt
Organism: Cheilinus undulatus (humphead wrasse)
Lineage: Eukaryota; Metazoa; Chordata; Actinopteri; Labriformes; Labridae
Gene: il21r.1
Product: interleukin 21 receptor, tandem duplicate 1
Exons: 9
Coding region: 98-1711 (537 amino acids)
Biological process (GO): immunoglobulin mediated immune response; cytokine-mediated signaling pathway
Cellular component (GO): external side of plasma membrane
Molecular function (GO): cytokine receptor activity; protein binding
Source: RefSeq, a predicted model, not a curated record